UUUAAUAAUUAUAUACAAAUAUUUUCUAUAUACAUUUAUUACUUUUUUUAUCAUGCGUAAGGGAAUUAUCAAUUACUUGAUAUUUACAGGAUUAAAUUUAAGUUUUAUGUGUGAAGAAGUCCAUAAUCACUCAAAAUGUGCACCGAUUACAUUCAAGAAUGGAUUUUUUAAUGUAACUGCACGUCGAUAUGAAUGUAACAAUGAUUAUUAUUAUUACAUGUUUGGAAAUAAUAGGUUAGAAUGCCGAGAGGAUGGAAAUUGGAAAGGUGAAAUACCUUAUUGUGCUAGAACAAUUUCUAUACAACUAUGGAAAGGCGAUUAUGAAAUAAUUCUUAACAAUCGAUGUGAUAAUUCUAAUGGUGAUAAACCAUGGGAGAUAGAAGUAUUCGGUAAACCAUUCUCUGCUGUAAGAAUAAUAUUUAAAGGAAAUGUUGAUAACAUUGGAUGUCCUGAUGUGAAUUUAAGUAUUAACAAGAAAACGUACGAUGAAACUUAUAAAAUUUGCGAUUUUUAUAACAAAUACUUUGCAUACGAAUUUAAAAAUAUUAUGAAAAUAAACAUUAAAUUUUCUAUAAAGAAAGGUUCGUCUUAUUUUGAUUUAUGUGGAAUCUACGUUUAUUCCAAAUCAGAAGAAAAAUGUUCCAUUGCAUCAAUAACUCUACCAAAUGGAUAUAUUUCUCCUUCAAAUGUUAACUCGUUAAGCUAUGGAGAACACGUGUCAUUUAACUGCAAUGAGGGUUUUCAACUGAAUGGAUAUCGAUAUCUUUAUUGUGGAGUGACAGAUAUAUCGACUCAAAUACCUCAAUGUCAACGGAUCCAAUGCAAAAAUUCUCCGAUGAAAAUAUUAAAUGGUAUGUGGGAAAAUUGGAAUGGAACUAAACGUUACUUUUAUGAAGACGAAAUUCGUCUUAUUUGUCAUCCUGGUUAUAAAUUAAAUGCCACAGGAAGUAUUAAAUGUCUUAAGAACGGAGAAUGGUCCCAUACUCAUGCAGCUUGUAUAGAGAAGAAAUUUCCAAUAUAUUUAAAGAUUCGAUGUAAGAAUUCUCCCAUCGCUAUAUUAAAUGGAAUAUGGGAAAAUUGGAAUCAAAGUAAGAAUUACUCCCACGAAGAUGAACUUCAUCUCAAUUGCGAUUAUGGUUAUAAAUUAAAUGCCACUGGAACAAUUAAAUGUCUUGAGAAUGGAGAAUGGUCCCUCACUUCUGCUACUUGUUUGAAGAAGAAAUCUUCAAUUAAUUUAGUCAUUACAGUAGUAAUUGUUGCUGCAGUUACGCUUGUCGUAUUGGUAGUUGUAUACUUCAUCAUGUUCAAAAGAAGGAAAAGAAGAGACCAAGACGAUGAAAGAAUUAUAGAAAAAACGGCAUGUGAAAAUCCAGUCGAUGAAAAAACCGAAGUUAUAUCGGUAGAACUUGCAAACAACGAAGUAAAAUAUGAAAACUUAGAUGAGUACACAAAUAAUAGGCGUGAAAUUAUUAUAUUCAUGAAAAAAUGUAGUGUUUAUGACGAAAUAUAGCAUUUUAACUAUUUUUUAUUGGUGAAGAAAUGUAUUUUAUUAAUGAAGCAUAUCGAAAUGAGCGCUUCGAGAUCGCUUAUAGAUAGAUAUAAUUUUUAAUGACUGUAAAUUACACAAAAAUUACAGUCACAUUCAAAUAUUACGUGACGUAAAAAAAUGUUUAAACGAACUUUUAAGCAUACUGUCAACGGAUCGGGUGUAAAUUCUUCUAUUUAAUUAUACGUAUAUUUUAAAUCUAUGCUAAUGUAAUGUUUGUAACAUCGCGACGCUUCUACCGCAAUGAUAUCAACUGUAAUGUUUACAUUAUAAUUAUUAUGAAUCUGAGUUUAUAUGACAAUGUCUAAUGUUACCAAGUACAGCUCAGUAAAGAUAUAUUAGUUUCAUUUACAUUAGUAGAUACAGUAGAGCCUCGAAAACUCGGCCUAAUGUAGACCGAAGGAUGGCCGAGUUUGUGAAAAUGCCGGGUUAUCGGGAAUGGGGUUAAAAAAGGAUAAGUA
Molecule: messenger RNA, 2007 nt
Organism: Centruroides sculpturatus (bark scorpion)
Lineage: Eukaryota; Metazoa; Arthropoda; Arachnida; Scorpiones; Buthidae
Product: sushi, von Willebrand factor type A, EGF and pentraxin domain-containing protein 1-like
Exons: 12
Coding region: 53-1510 (485 amino acids)
Source: RefSeq, a predicted model, not a curated record